GAAAAUGAAUAGAAGGAAUGCAUAUGCCGGAAUGCCUGGAAGAAGAAUCUUUCAAGCGAAGUAAAUAGUCAAUGAGUGAAAAUUGAAUGAGGCAAAGCAGAAAAGGAUGCGGAGUUCUUAAGUGAUAAAAUGUGUUAAUGGCAUUAGCUGUCAUCUAUUAGAUUAAUAAUAAAGGGAUAUUUGCUUUAAAAAUGAACGAUUAGAUUAGGUGGUUAGAGGAUGCACGUGGUGUUCCGUCGUAUAGGCAAACUGGUGACGUCAUCAGACAAGGUAUCUGGUUCGGCCAACCAGACGAGGCGAGUCUGCUGAGACGGGGGAGGAACGAACGGACGUACAAACAACGAGCGAUGAGAGAGAGGAGAAGACUGAGAAUGAAGCGCUGACGAUAUUAGAAAUGAGUCUUUUAAAGUUGUUAUCAUCAUGAUAAAUGUGUUAACGUUGCUGAUAUUGGGAUGUGUGGUCUGUUUACCCGUGACUACAGCCAACACGACUUUGGUUGACGGGAUAUAUUGGUCGGAACAAGUAGAAAGAUGGAUGCCUCGUGGAUAUCCUGACUCCUACAUCGACAAAUGGAGGAAAUUUGUGAACGAAUCGCGUGUUGUCAAAGUAGAAGAGGGUUGCGGUCGCAUGCAGAAUCGCUACGUCAUCCUAGAAGGUGGUGUAAGUGCUUGUUGUCGUUACCGCCAGAACAACGAUCAGAUUCAAGGUGAAAUCUUUUCCUAUUAUUUGAGCCAACUGCUGAGAUUAGAGAAUUUACCCCCAACAGUACUUUCCAUGGUGAAUGGACACAGCCAUCGUUGGAACGGAGUCUCUAAUCAGCUCAGUUUGGCGCAAUGGACUAACGACAGGCCUGUCGUUUUAACUAAGUUUGUAGAUGGUCUCGUUCCAGCUUACAUUCCGACUCAAUUUCGCACCAAAAAUCGUCGCCUCCAUCCCAUAGACGACGAUCUGAAAGGAAGAAGUCGGCAAGACGUCAUAGAGUUGGUCCAGUGGUCCGAUUUGAUUCUGUUUGAUUAUUUAACCGCAAACUUGGAUCGGGUUGUCAACAACAUGUAUAACGAGCAAUGGAACUCCGAGAUGAUGAGAUCUCCGGCUCACAAUCUUGCCAAGUGUCGCCGUUCGGGCCUAUUGAUCUUUCUCGAUAACGAAUCGGGUCUGGUGCAUGGUUACCGUCUCCUGGACAAGUACGAACAAUUUCAUCGCUCCUUACUCGAUUCUCUAUGCGUCUUCCGUAGGAGGACAGCUGAAUCUAUCAAGAAAUUGCGCCACAGAAGUACUUUGGACGCAUUGUUAAAGCGCAGUUUUCAAAACGAAGGUUCGUCCGUGACCGAAUGGUUACCUUAUCUUCCAGAAAAGACUUUAAGGACUCUUCAGCAGAGGAUGGAUACCGUCUACAAACACAUCAGAAAGUGCGACAAGAGGUACCGCCUGGUCUAGUCUCUCCGAUAAUUCCACGAGUUUAAAAGAAAAACGCAAGCCUUCAUGUUCUCAAUGAAUUAGUAAUGAAUCUUUAUUUAAAAAAAUGUACAUUUUAGAAUCAGUGUCUUCUUGAAAGCAGAUUUUAUUGAUGUAAUAUUAAUAUAUCUUACAUAAAUUACUUUAUUUCGCUUUAAAUUUGUGUUUUAAAUUAAAUAAAAUCUAAAUUUUAUGGCUCGCAUUAUAAAAACUUUGGACGGGAGGGAGUUUUCAUUCAGCCAUUUUGCUAAAAUUUAUGAGCUAGGACUAAACUCUACACAUGUUAUAUACACUAAGAUCGUGUUAUCAAUCGAUAAGUUCUAUAGAAAUAAACAUUUAAAGUAUUUCUUUCUAGGUUUAGAGGACGGACUGCAUCUUUAUUUCAUAAUAACUUGAAAAAUAAAUAUAUAGAAAGGAUAAAAUUUGAUGUAAUUUGCAGAAUUCUCUCAUUGAAUUAGGUUUUUGAAAUCAAAAUGAAUAUUUAAUCGCUUUAUUCUAAGAAGGAAACGUCCUCAUUUUAAUGCCAGAUGUUCCAACUAAGCUAUAAUUUUAAGACUCAGACUGAGUCGAACACGCAGGUUUUAUCACAUGUUAAAUUCAAAAUGAUGGUUUAGAAAUUUUAAUUCUGUAACUUCUGGAUUAAAUAAAUUCGAUUUACAGUUUUAUUAUGCAACAGAUAAGAAGUA
Centruroides sculpturatus (bark scorpion) is the source of this 2141-nucleotide messenger RNA. RefSeq names its product extracellular serine/threonine protein kinase four-jointed-like (gene fj). The coding region runs from base 421 to 1437 and encodes 338 amino acids. Lineage: Eukaryota; Metazoa; Arthropoda; Arachnida; Scorpiones; Buthidae. The record is from RefSeq and is a predicted model, not a curated record. Gene Ontology annotation, biological process: cell-cell signaling. The transcript has 2 exons.